Molecule: messenger RNA, 903 nt
Organism: Stereum hirsutum FP-91666 SS1
Lineage: Eukaryota; Fungi; Basidiomycota; Agaricomycetes; Russulales; Stereaceae
Product: Ca2+-binding EF-hand protein
Exons: 3
Coding region: 146-643 (165 amino acids)
Biological process (GO): spindle pole body duplication
Cellular component (GO): mitotic spindle pole body; half bridge of spindle pole body
Molecular function (GO): microtubule binding; calcium ion binding
Source: RefSeq, a predicted model, not a curated record
CUCCGCCCUUCCGUAUACGCCAUAGGCAAAAUCUAGUCUUGGUUAUCAUCUCAUUACCUGAUACGGUCUUUUGAUUGUUCUGUAACUUUCAACGGGCACAUCAUCUAUCCAUACACUCGCCAAUAUCAGUACCACCACCGAUACCAUGUACUCGUCUUCCGCCGCCACCAAAGCCAAACGGCGCACGCACACUCGGCCAGAGCUCUCUGAGGAGCAAAAGCAAGAGAUCAAAGAGGCCUUCGAACUCUUUGAUACGGACAAGGACGGAUGUGUGGACUACCACGAGUUGAAGGUGGCUAUGCGGGCACUGGGGUUCGAUUUGAAGAAGGCGGAGGUGUUGAAGAUACUGAAGGACCAUGAUAAGACCGGGCAUGGGUUGAUGGAAUUUGAGGAUUUUGCCAAGAUCAUGAACGACCGCAUUCUGGCGCGUGACCCGAUGGAAGAAAUCAGACGCGCUUUCCAGCUUUUCGACGAUGACAACACUGGCAAGAUAACGCUCCGCAACCUUCGACGUGUGGCGAAAGAAAUCGGCGACCGAUUGGAGGACGACGAGUUACAAGCCAUGAUAGACGAGUUCGACCUUGACCAAGAUGGCGAGAUCAACGAACAGGAGUUCUUUGCAAUCAUGACAGACGACGCGUAAAAUCCACAUUUCUUCAUUUUCUCUCUGCACCUGUCUUUUGGCUAUCUUGACUCUUGCAUUGCAGUCGCUCUGCACAAGAUGUACAGCCCUCCAUCAUCUAUCGUACAUCUCACCUUUCUUCGUUCUUGCAUUACCACCGUCUGUCCUAAAUUAUUCGACAUGCUUUCGCCAGCGUACCAGCUAUCGGGAAGGCAAGAACGAUACUACCACCUUUCAUUUCGACUUUCGACCUCUUGAUUCCCCUUUUGCCUUGUUUUUCG